CAAAAAUAAUUCCACUUCGUAUUCUAGCGCCAACAAACAGUCUUCCGGAUUUCUGCGCUCAACUAGUUUCCCGUGGGUGCCUUUAGACGUGUGUGCGCUUUCAUCGUGUGGUAUUUGGUGAUUUUUUUAGAAUCUGUUGAUAUAAGUGAUUGGAAAGUGACAUUUCGGAAGGUGCAUCAUGAGGAUCUUUUUGUUGGCGACCGUAUUUUGUGCGGUUUUUUGUUCAGUUCAUGCCGCUAUACCACUGAGCAGCAGACAAGAUGAUUUCGAUUAUCCAGCGGACAGCGAGGGUGAUGAAGACAUGCAAGGAGAUACUGAUACUGGAAACUACUACGAUGAUGAUAAAGAAGAGAAAAAUGUUGAGCCAAUUACUGAGAAGAAUAGAAAUCGCGUAGAAGAACCUGCGGUAAUUCUGACGCGGCCUUCUAUUUUCGAGAAUAACAUUGGAGAUUCCAUCGUUUUACCAUGCAAAACUCCAGGAAAUGACAGCGUUAUCAUUUGGUACAAGAACGACGACAUCCUGUUCCAAGAUGCUGUUACACUGCAUGCGAAAGCUAACCAUAAUCUUAAGAAAGACUCACUUGAAAUCAACAAUUUACAAAAAGAGGAUGCUGGUCAGUAUAGAUGCGUCUCUAUGGUUAGUGAACGGAAUAAGGCUGCAAUUACCCACGAAGUCAAGGUCAAAUAUUCCCCAAUCGUGACCGAAUUAUCUGUCAAGAAUAAUGAAACAACUCUGAAAGUUGGAGCUGAGCUUGUGCUGACAUGUCGCGCUAAAGGCUAUCCAGAACCUGUCAUUUCUUGGCACAAAGAAACAAUAAAAGAAGGAAGAACUGUCAACGAAAGAUUCGAUGCGACCGGAAACGUACUCACCAUUCCUAGUGUUACCCGUAGGGACGAGGGCCGUUAUCUUUGUUUUGCUGACAAUAAGAUUGGAAAACCAUCCCUUGAAUAUAUCAAUAUCACAUUGACACAUUUGCCAGUUGUUAGUAUCGAAGAGUUCAUCGUUAAUUCCGAUAAGGAAAUGGACACCGAACUGAAGUGCACAGUGAAAGCUAAGCCACGUGCUGAUGUUGUAUGGCUCAGAAAUGGAAUUGUUCUUCACUCCUCAAGCCACAUCAAAAUGAGUAAUCAAGACAAUGAACAUAUUCUAACUCUCAAAGGAUUGCGGGAAUCAGACUUUGGACAAUACGUAUGUUCAGCCAAUAACAGUCUAGGGGCUAUUGAGAAGUCUAUAAAUUUGGUAAAGACCCCCGCUAUUAGGGAAUUCAUCAAACCUGAGAGGCCAACCAAAGAUUUAGUUUUAACUUGGAAAGUUGAGUCGAAAGCUCCAAUCAUUGAACAUGAACUACAAUAUAGAAGAAAAGGAGAUUCAGAAUGGAGAAGUGUUAAGCCAACCGUACAUGGAACAGAUGAUGGUGUCUAUGUUAUCAAGUAUACCUUGAAAGAAUUAGACGAAGGAAGUUACGAGACUAGGUGCAGAUCUCGUAAUGAACAUGGAUGGUCGGAUUACACUGAAGUAACUUUGGUGGAAUUCGACAAGGCACAUCACAGCAAGCAUGGUAACAAAAAAGCCCAUAAACACAACAAAGACAAAUCUUCAGAUGUAGAGCAAUCACAGCAGCCGCAGAAGGAAUCAGAAAUAGGCGAAUCCAAAAAUCCAAGUUCUGCAAGCAGUACCACAGCUCCUCUUCUUCUGUGCAGCAUCUCUAUACUUUAUUUGUACUUCAGUAGGCUAUGAGGACCAAUGUGAAUUUUCCUGAAAAUUUAUCUUCCAUGUGCUUUGAAACAACACAUUUUAAAAACCAAAGUAUUUAACACCACCUUGAUGAUAGGGUGAUGAAAAACUGUUUUGUCUUUAUACAGACAAUGAUGUUUUUUCUGUUCAGUUCUUUUAUCAUAGAAAUUAUAGAAGUACUUAGAUUUCGAAUUUGAGUUGAAUCUAUCAUCUCUGUGAUCAGAAUUUGAAUUCAUUGUUGGAAUUGAAGAUUAUAAAAUUGUUAGGUUUAAAACAUUUUAAGAUUUUCCGUUUAUAGACUAUUUGAAUUGCCAUGGACUUGAAUAUCUGUAAAAAUGUUUGUACCUAUGUAUAUCCUAUUUUAGGUAACUCAUGAACUUAAUAGUUAAUAGUGAAAACUUAGUUUUUUAUUAGACUCACUGUUCUUGUGCGAUUUUCAAAUUCAGUUUUAUAUAGCUCUCAACUUUUAUGACUAUGGUGAAAUUGUUUAAAACGGAAAACAUUCUUCUUUUUCCUUAUUUUUGAUAUUUAUGAGUUACCCAUACUUAUUCUUAAUACAUCCUCAUUUCUCAUUCGAUCCACACAGGCUUAAUUAUAUGUAUAAUAAAUUUAUUUCUAGUCCCUGAUUGAAAAUGAAAAAAUAAUUCUUAAUUUUUUUUUAAAUUGAUAGCCUCCCAAAAUUGAAAUUUGUAUCCAUAUUAUCCAGGAACAUUUAACGAAAGGAAUAUUUUUUUAACUAUUUUGAUAGAAUGUUCCAAGAUAUAAUGUAUUUAUUAUUAAUCAGUUAAGGCUAGUUAGUUAUUAAUUGUAAAUAAUUUUGUUUAUUCGUGUGAUGUGACAUAUUUAUAUUUUACUAUUUCUCUUUUAAAUUGUAAUACUGAUAAUAUUAUUUUGGUACUAUAUUCCCCUGAGUUAUCUUAGGAACAAAUAGAACUGUAAGUACAAGUUCAGUAGGAAUUGACAAAUGAGUAUUGACAUGUUUAGAUUUAUUCAUUGUUUUUCGAAGAAAGAACACGUUUCAAACGAAUUUAUUCAUAUUUCAGUUUUUUUUCAUUGAAAUUUUAAAUAAUGAAAGACAUGCUUUAUGUGGAAUUAUUUAGAUAAUUCGAAAAUUAACUGAUCAGAUGCCUUAAACUCGACAUAAGACGCUGUAUGUAUUGUGUACUGUAUAAUAGCGAAAUGUGGACCAUGUACUAUACAUAUUAUGAGAAGUUGAAACAGUUCCAUUGUUCAUUAUGCAUUACAUAAUUCUUCCUGUAAAUGUAUGUAAAAAAAAGCUUACAAUAAAGAUACACCAUAUUCAA
This is a messenger RNA of Harmonia axyridis, 3039 nucleotides long. RefSeq names its product lachesin-like. The record is from RefSeq and is a predicted model, not a curated record. Gene Ontology annotation, biological process: synapse organization; homophilic cell-cell adhesion. The transcript has 9 exons. NCBI's taxonomy places the organism in Eukaryota, Metazoa, Arthropoda, Insecta, Coleoptera, Coccinellidae. Gene Ontology annotation, cellular component: plasma membrane; axon; neuronal cell body. Gene Ontology annotation, molecular function: protein binding; axon guidance receptor activity. Bases 179 to 1738 code for a protein of 519 amino acids.